AAUGGCUUCCACGAAGCAAACAAACAGAUUCUUCCACAAUAAUAAUAAUAAUAUACAUUAAAAGCAAAACAAGUUGAGCAACCAAAGAAAAAACCAAUUCCAUGACCACUAAUUUCUAACAAAAUAUUUUAAUUUGCUCCUCCUCUUUCGCCCCCUUCUCCCUCUCUCUAUUUUUUUUUUCUUUCCCGCUUUUUCAUAGCAAAACGAAAAAGAAAACCCUAGAACGGGAGAGAUUUCAUUCCCCAAAAAAUCUCUUCCUUCUCUCUCCUCAUUUCUGAGUUCCCAACUUUCCUCACCUGAGAUCUGGUGUGACGUGCAUCACAAUUGAAUCGAAUUGAAAUUUGUUGUCGUGGUUGCAGCAAGGAAUGCCGCUGGUAUUAGCGAAAAGCGAUUCGAUCCAGAUUCGCGAGGUAUGGAACGAUAACCUGGAAGAGGAGUUCGCGUUGAUUCGCGAAAUUGUGGACGAUUACCCUUACAUCGCCAUGGACACGGAGUUUCCAGGGAUCGUUCUCCGACCUGUGGGGAAUUUCAAGAACAGCUACGAUUACCAUUACCAAACCCUAAAGGACAACGUCGACAUGCUCAAACUCAUCCAAUUGGGCCUCACUUUCUCCGACGAGCACGGCAACCUUCCCACGUGCGGCGACGAAUCCGGCACGUGCUGCAUCUGGCAAUUCAACUUUCGCGAAUUCAACGUUAACGAGGACGUCUUCGCCAACGACUCCAUCGAGCUCUUGCGGCAGAGCGGGAUUGAUUUCAAGAGGAACAACGAAAACGGCAUCGACGCCCACCGUUUCGGGGAGCUUCUCAUGUCCUCCGGGAUCGUCUUGAAUGACAACGUUCAUUGGGUUACUUUCCACAGCGGUUACGAUUUCGGGUACUUGUUGAAGCUCUUGACGUGUCAGGAUUUGCCCGAUACACAAGUGGGCUUCUUCAAUUUGAUAAACAUGUAUUUCCCAACUGUGUACGACAUAAAACACCUCAUGAAGUUUUGCAACAGCCUCCAUGGAGGCUUGAACAAGCUUGCCGAGUUGUUGGAGGUCGAGAGGGUUGGGAUUUGCCAUCAGGCCGGUUCCGAUAGCUUGCUCACUUCCUGUACAUUCAGGAAAUUGAAGGACAAUUUCUUUAGUGGCUCCUUGGAGAAGUAUGCAGGUGUCUUGUAUGGGUUAGGUGUUGAGAAUGGACAGGGUUCUCAUUGAGAAGGAAAAAAAAAACAAAUAAAAAAUGAAAUUAGAAAAAAAAAAAAAAAAACUUGGUAGAUCUCUCUUUGUUUGAGCUGCUGUAUAUCUGGCGUAAUACCAAUUUCUAUUAAUUUAAACCUUUGGCAUUAAGUGUCUUUACUAAUACUCCCUCUUUGUUACUUA
Glycine soja is the source of this 1364-nucleotide messenger RNA. RefSeq names its product probable CCR4-associated factor 1 homolog 7. The transcript has 2 exons. The coding region runs from base 366 to 1199 and encodes 277 amino acids. Gene Ontology annotation, molecular function: poly(A)-specific ribonuclease activity; nucleic acid binding. NCBI's taxonomy places the organism in Eukaryota, Viridiplantae, Streptophyta, Magnoliopsida, Fabales, Fabaceae. Gene Ontology annotation, cellular component: CCR4-NOT core complex; CCR4-NOT complex; P-body. The record is from RefSeq and is a predicted model, not a curated record.